CAUAUAAAUUGAGUAAAUCCAACUAAAAUUGUUUGCUUAAACUUAACCCAAUUCAAUUAUUUGCAACAGCUUGCCUUAAAAAAAUUAAGUAAAUCCAAUGAAUCAUUUUUUUCAGUGUACAGUUGCUGUUUAUGGGAAAAGAAAAGAGAAAAAAUAGGCAAUCUGGGAACACAAAAGGUGCUAAUUGCCUUGCCAUACCUAAAGGGGACAAUAUCUUUGUCUAAUGUACAAUUUGUAAUUAUGAUGUCCAAAAAGUGCAGAAUAUCAAAAAUAAAAUGAAAUGCAAACAACUAUAAAUCGUUUUACCAUUUCGUGUUUGCUCUAAGUAAACUAGCAAUCUCUUAAACAGAAAAUACGGUGAAUAGAUGAGCUUAAAAACAAAACAUUGCUUAUUUAGCAAGCUUUUUUAAUUAGACAAAGUCCUUCCUCAUGUGACAACUUGUUCUUGUCUCCCCUAAACCUUUUUUGACUUAAUUUUAAACUACUGUAUUGUGAAUUUAUUUCUCUCUUUCAGUUAUUUCUAUUGCGUUGCUUACCUUGACACUCAAUUUAUUUCUGUCUUCAAGUGAGAGGUAAAAAUUUGCUUCUUUUCUUCAUCUGUACCUUGGUGAUCCACGGUCCUGUGAGCAACACGAUGGAGAAUGUUGAACGGGCAGCAGACAGUGUGAUCUGUGGCACAGAACUUACCAUGAACCAGACACAACAACUCCUGCAGCGUGCUGCCAACCCACUGCUGCCGGCCCUGAAUAAGAUCAAGGAAAUGGCGAGGAAUGCUUACUCGAUGGCAGGCCGAGCACAAAACUUCAUCAUGGCUCUUAGUGAAUCUGUUCGGCACGUUGCUCGUACUCUAAGAAACGUAUUGCACUUUCUGGCAGAUAUCGGCGACGCGUGUAAUGACAAUCUGGGUCUGCCUUAUGAGAAGUGCACUGGGUUAUUUGAUGAAGCCCGUGAGAACUGCAUGGAGCUGCUGUCUGUGUUUUCAUUUUUCUGCCACCUCCUGGAUGGUUUCCAGUCUCUCUGCGGACUCGCACGCGUGGGACAGCUGUUCUGCAUCUUGCCAUCAUACAUUGCAGAACACUUGAAGACCACUCUGGCUUACCCAACCAUUGCAGCCUUUGAUCGAAUUAAAAAAGAGUUUGAAUUCAACAUUUCUACAUCCAUCAACUUUACGCUUCUCAUGAACAGCAGUCAGUCCAUGCAGGACGCGGCUCAGCAGAUCAUGGAGGAGGUGUCUGAAGAGCUGGUGCUCCUGCAGGAGCUCAAGGCCUUGCUGACAUACACAGGCUUCUUCAUGCUUCUCUUCAUCUAUGUCCAGGUCGUUCUGUACAAAAAUAAGUACCUCCAUAACGAUGAAUUCGAGAACUUCUACAUAACAGACCAGUUCAUUGAGCUGGACAAGAAGUGCUCCAGACAAGGCAAAGCUACAGUACUUCCUCUCAGCCACAGAGAAGCUCUCACCUACAUCAGGCCCUACUCUUUGUAUCUGACAGUGAGGGAAAGACGAGCUAUAGCAGGUCAGAUGUUGUCUUUGCUCAGGUUUAUGGUCAUGACCAUCGUCCUGAUAGCUGUUGACCUCAUGGUGUUCUGGAUGUUCGAGCUGGUUCACCACCUGGCCCAGGGUGAAAUCGUGGCACAAGCUCCAGUAGUUGUUGCAGUACAAGUUAACGGAUCUGGUUAUGCCUCAGAUAUCUUCCGGGACAUUGCAGCCUCAUUUGACAUCUUGCAGAAAGGAAACAUCACUGUGAUAAGCAAGAAAUGUCUCGUGAAGCCUUCGGAGCCUGAUUACAUGAGAUACCUGCUCAUUGGUCUCCUUUAUGGCUUCACCUUGUUUAUUGUGAUUGCUGGUGGCUACAUCAAACGUUUAAAGAGGUUUGUGUGUGCCAGGUACCAUCCCGAAAGAGAAAAAAAGAGGAUUCAAUACCUUCACAAGCAUAUUCUCACUCAGCGUGGGUCUUUGGGAAAAGCAUUAAUGAAGGCUUUACAACGUAACAAGGUAGACCAGCAACAAGGUGGCAUUAUGCAGGCACUGGCCAAACAUCUGCCAGGGGGUUCCAUCAUAGCCAGGCUCCUGGAUAUUGGGAAAGAAUCUUGCAUGGCUUGUGGGAAAGUGUUGGAGACAAGAGGUUGUGAUGAUGAAGUGCACAUCUGUCCUACCCCUCGCUGCACAGGCCGUUACUGUUUGCUGUGCUUCAAACUGAUGGGGGAAAUCUGUGUUUUCUGCACAGGAGCCCUAACAGUUCAAGAGGAGCAAGAACUAGACUCCAGUGAUGAGGAGCAAACCAGUUUAUGGGAACCAGCUGAAACUUUACCUCAGAGCACAAAGGAAAAGAGUGCAAAGAUCAGUAUCUCUGAUCAGGAUCAUUCCGUAUGGAUCAAUGGCCAAAGUAGCAAUCAGAAUACGGAGGCUAUUAACAUAAUCUAAGGCAAAAUAUGCUUUAUGCUGUAUAUUUGGUGUGUUGAAAGCAUUCGGGUAUAUGGUCGUGAAUAAAUGUGCUACAACAGAGGCAGCUAGUGUUUGUGUGCAUGUGUUUUUAUUACCUUGGCCACACUAUAACGUGGAUCUAUACGUGAUGAAACAAAUAUUUGGAAAAGUUAACUCAUGUUAUCUCAUUACAUCUGUCAGAAUGUGGUAUGUCUGGUUACAUUGGCUAACGUCAUUCAAUGUUUAAGGAAUGUAGAGUAAGCCUACAUGAUGUUGCUACAGUUAUUAUGCUACCUGUAACAAUGUAUUUAAAAGAGCUUUUUUGAAUUACACUGCAAUGUAUAUCCCAUUCCCAGUCUUUAUCAAAAAUUAAAACGAAUUCACAAACUGAGUACUGUAAAAACUUUGACAAUAGCCGCGCGCUCGUGAAGAGUGGGCGUGUCGGGGGCGCGCAAAGCUACACUGGUCAGGUGAUGAAAUACCUUCACUUCUCUUCACCUGCUCUAGUUUCCGCACGGGACUUGAAACCAGCCCAAUGGCGACAGAGUACACAGAUCUAGAGUUGGCCAUCAACACCUUGGUAACAAACUUUUACUCAGCAUCACCGAAUAAUGCUGAUUCGCUCACAGCCCAGGAGUUCCAGAGCAUGCUCUCCAAAGAGCUGCCCACCAUGGUGAAAACAGCAGGGGACCAGGAAGGACUCAGCAAAAUCCUGAAGGAUUUGAACGUGGAAGAAGGGCAGGGCAUCACAUUCAAGGAUUUUUGGCAACUGGUUGAGUCUCUGGCCAAUAAUCAAUUUGGAUUGCAGAGCAAAGAGAAGCAGGUGAAAUGUGUGAAAUGCAGUCUGAUGUAAGACCGGCCCUGAGCAAACAAGACCGUUCAACAUUACGUAGAUGUCCGCCACUGCCCUGAGAAAACACGUCCAAUCUGUCACUCCUAUUUCCCAUCAUUCCUCUGCAUUUUUCUGCUGGUCGCUGAGGUCUUAUCAUAAUUAGGUGUCACAAGGAGCUUCCUGAAUAAAUACCCCUCAAGCUCUUAUGAAACAGACCGCCAGUAUAAUCUCUAUCAUCAGUGUAACCUGAGCCACACCUGCUCGGCCAGAUAGCAUAAGAUCCAGUGGCACGUUUAUUUCCUUAUUUGUUCUGGUGCUGCAGGUUUUUGUGUUUGUGUGUCACUUUUAGCCUGCUCAAUAUUUUAACUAUAUUUUUUAUACACUUAAUUGGAAAAAAAAGUUUUUAUGUGACAAUUGUGAUCGUAUUUGUUUGUGCUGACUGACAUGAAUUCAUAAACAGAUAAUGUGAAGUAUUUUAGAGGGAAAUAGAGAUGACACGACAUAUUCUGUACUGUAUUUGGGUUUAUGGUAACACAAUGUAAUUUUCUGUGUUGAUAUUAUUAAAUAUGUGCAAAGAU
This is a messenger RNA of Danio rerio (zebrafish), 3832 nucleotides long. NCBI's taxonomy places the organism in Eukaryota, Metazoa, Chordata, Actinopteri, Cypriniformes, Danionidae. The record is from RefSeq and is a predicted model, not a curated record.